AGGGCGGACACGUGACCUCCGGACACACACUGUCCACUGUCCACACAGAGACCGGCAGGAGAGGCUGCGACAUCGCGGAGGCACCAUGAUCCUCGUUCACACGGCGCUGCUUUUCAUGCUUUAUGGAGGAGGCUGCAGCCAGGAGCAAACGUUCCUGGUGAUGGGCCCCCGGGUGUGGCGAGUGGGCGCUCAGGAGCCCGUGCUCGUCCAGAGCUUUGGACACACAGAGAAUCUCCCCGUCCGGAUCUCCGUACUCAGUUACCCCGAUAAAAAGAGGAAGUUCUCCACCCAGCACCUGGAGCUGACCCCCGCCAACAACUUCCAGGGGCUGGCCACCCUCCAGUUACAAGUGAAGGAUUUCCCCCGGAAGGACGGCACCGCGCAGUAUGUGUAUCUGGAGGCUCAGUCCAAGUCAUUCACCAAGGAGGAGCGUGUCCCUGUCACACAUCGCAACGGCUUCCUCUUCAUCCAGACCGACAAACCCGUCUACACCCCCGACCAGUCCGUGAAGUUUCGGGUCUACUCCAUGGAUGAAGAACUGAGGCCGGCGCGCCGAGACGUCACUGUCACCUUCAAGGAUCCGGACGAGGUGAAGAUGGAUGUGAUCACGCAGCCGGACGCCACUGGAAUCGUCUCCUUUCCCGACUUUAAGAUUCCAGCCAACCCCAAAUUUGGGACAUGGAAGAUGGAAGCUGUCUACGGCGCAGACUACACGACCGCCACCGCUGCGGUGUUUGACGUAAAGGAAUACGUCCUGCCCAGAUUCUUUGUCACCAUCGAACCGAAGCAAAACUAUAUAUCGUACGAGACGUUCGACACGUUCACCAUAACGGUGAAGGCAAGUUAUUAUUACACUAAAAAAGUGGAGCGGGCGAAAGUCUUCAUCCGCUACGGGUUAAUAGAGAGCGGCAGGCGGAGGAUGAUGGCGAACUGCAUCGAUGUGCAGACAAUGACUGAUGGAGAAGCCGUGUUCCAGUUCCGGGGGCAGCAGGCGGUGCAGGAGCUCGGAUAUUCGCAGCUGGAGGAGCUGGACGGAGCCUUCCUGUAUAUAACGGCCACGGUGGAGGAGACGGAAGGUUCUCAGUCUGAAGAGAGUGAAAACUCAGACGUCAAGUUUGUGACCACUCCGUACACCCUGAAACUGAUCAGGACCCCGCUCUAUGUGAAGCCCACGCUGCCCUACUACGUGAAGGUGAGAGAAGACAGAACGUUCUGUCAAACUACUGUAUAA
This is a messenger RNA of Bufo gargarizans (Asiatic toad), 1231 nucleotides long. Its product is annotated as complement C5-like. The coding region runs from base 86 to 1231 and encodes 381 amino acids. The record is from RefSeq and is a predicted model, not a curated record. The transcript has 10 exons. Gene Ontology annotation, molecular function: endopeptidase inhibitor activity. NCBI's taxonomy places the organism in Eukaryota, Metazoa, Chordata, Amphibia, Anura, Bufonidae.